This is a messenger RNA of Thyridium curvatum, 1983 nucleotides long. RefSeq lists its product as uncharacterized. Gene Ontology annotation, biological process: proteolysis; apoptotic process. Gene Ontology annotation, molecular function: serine-type carboxypeptidase activity. The record is from RefSeq and is a predicted model, not a curated record. NCBI's taxonomy places the organism in Eukaryota, Fungi, Ascomycota, Sordariomycetes, Thyridiales, Thyridiaceae. The transcript is spliced from 3 exons. The coding region runs from base 1 to 1983 and encodes 660 amino acids. Gene Ontology annotation, cellular component: trans-Golgi network.
AUGACUUUGGCCGACUCGUUCGCCGCUGCCUUGGGGCCGCUGCGUCUUGCCCACGUCCUCGGCGCCGUCGCGCUGUCGUGGGCGGGCAUGGCGAGGGCCCAAGACAAGACGGCCGGCGAUUACUUUGUCCAUUCGCUGCCGGGAGCACCGGAGGGCCCCCUGUUGAAGAUGCAUGCUGGACACAUCGAGGUAACCCCUGAACACAAUGGCAACCUGUUCUUCUGGCACUUUCAGAACAAGCACAUCGCCAACAAGCAGCGCACCGUCAUCUGGCUCAAUGGAGGCCCGGGCUGCAGUUCCGAAGAUGGCGCGUUGAUGGAGAUUGGGCCUUAUCGCCUCAAGGACGACCACACCCUCGUUUACAACGAAGGAGCCUGGAACGAGUUCGCCAACGUCAUGUUCGUCGACAACCCCGUCGGCACCGGCUUCAGCUACGCCGACACCGACAGCUACCUGCACGAGCUGGACGAGAUGGCCGACCAGUUCAUCAUCUUUUUGGAGAAGUGGUUCAGCCUCUUCCCGGAGUAUGUACAUGAUGAUCUCUACCUUGCUGGCGAAUCCUACGCCGGCCAACACAUCCCCUAUAUCGCGAAGCACAUCUUGGAACGAAACAAGAAGCAGGGCGCCAAGUACAAGUGGCAGCUCAAGGGCCUCCUCAUCGGCAACGGCUGGAUCUCGCCCCAAGACCAAUAUGGAGCCUACUUGGACUUUGCGUACAAGAAGGGUCUCAUCGAGAAGGGAAGCGACACCUCGGGCAAGCUCGAGGUCUCGCGCCGCAUCUGCUACAAGGAUCUUUCGGCUGGCGGCGAGGUCAUCGACGUCUCGUCCUGCGAAGGCAUCCUCCAGGACCUCCUGAAGUUUACUACGACGACCAAGAGCGACGGAACGACCAAGGAGUGCUACAACAUGUACGACGUCCGCCUGAAGGACGUCUUCCCCAGCUGCGGCAUGAACUGGCCCCCAGACCUGACCUCGGUCACGCCGUACCUCCGCCGCAACGACGUCGUCCAGGCCCUGCACGUCAACCCCAACAAGAACACCGGCUGGACCGAGUGCAACGGCCUGGUCAGCUCGCAGUUCCGCGCCAAGAACUCCAAGCCGGCCAUCGCCUUCCUGCCCGAGAUCCUCUCCCAGGUGCCCGUGCUGCUCUUCUCGGGCGCCGAGGACCUCAUCUGCAACCACCUGGGCACCGAGGCCCUCAUCUCCAAGAUGGAGUGGAACGGCGGCAAGGGCUUCGAGCUGACGCCCGGCAACUGGGCCCCGCGCCGCGAGUGGACCUUCGAGGGCGAGGACGCGGGCUUCUGGCAGGAGGCGCGCAACCUGACGUACGUGCUCUUCAACAACGCGUCGCACAUGGUGCCCUUCGACUUCCCGCGGCGCUCGCGCGACAUGCUCGACCGCUUCAUGGGCGUCGACAUCAGCAGCAUCGGCGGCACGCCCAUGGACUCGCGGCUCGACGGCGAGAAGGGCCCCGAGACGACGGUCGGCGGCGCCGCGGGCAACAGCUCGGCGGCGCAGCAGCAGGAGGAGAAGGCCCGGCUCGACGCGGCCAAGUGGGCCGCCUACCGGCGCAGCGGCGGGCUCGUGCUCGUCAUCGUCGCCGCGCUGGCGGCCGUCUGGGCCUGGUUCGUCUGGAGGGGCCGGCGGCGGCGGGCGGGCUACCGCGGGCUCGCGGGCGGGGAGCCCGGCGGCGGCGGCGCGUCGGCGUCGUCGGUCGGGCUCGGGCUCGAGGGCUUCCGGAACAAGAGGGCGGCUGGCCGGGGUGGGAGGCGGGGAGGGGGUGACGACGUCGAGGCGGGCGACUUUGACGAGAGCGAGCUGGAUGAUCUGCACGUCGCCUCGCCUGCGGAGGAUCAUCACCCCCACCACCGGAAGCCGCAGCCCGAGGCGAGGUAUGCUGUCGGCGGGGACAGCGAGGACGAGGACGAUGUCAUGGGUGCUGCUUCGAAGGAGGUUGGUAGCAGCAAGGCGAAUGGCAGGUGA